Acanthopagrus latus (yellowfin seabream) is the source of this 3367-nucleotide messenger RNA. It is a transcript of the gene parp16, whose product is annotated as poly (ADP-ribose) polymerase family, member 16. Gene Ontology annotation, cellular component: intracellular anatomical structure; endoplasmic reticulum tubular network; membrane. Bases 97 to 1083 code for a protein of 328 amino acids. The transcript is spliced from 7 exons. Gene Ontology annotation, biological process: endoplasmic reticulum unfolded protein response. The record is from RefSeq and is a predicted model, not a curated record. NCBI's taxonomy places the organism in Eukaryota, Metazoa, Chordata, Actinopteri, Spariformes, Sparidae. Gene Ontology annotation, molecular function: protein serine/threonine kinase activator activity; kinase binding; NAD+ poly-ADP-ribosyltransferase activity.
UCCGUUUGUUUCAUGGUACCUGAACGCACCAGUCGUUAAAGCUAGCGUUAGCUCUUCCUGCUGUGCUAUGAGUUGAGGAAGACUGAAGAGCUGGGAAUGCAGCCACCGCUCCCACCUGAGGCGGUCAGAGAGCUGGUGUGCUCCUGCCUGCACAGAGACCCAGUAGCAGCAGACCUCCGCUGCAGCCUGUUUGUUGCUGCCGCACAGAGCUACAAGAGAGACUCUUUGCUCAGACCUUUUCCUCCUCGAUAUAUAAGUGAUGACAACAAGGACUUUGAUGAGCUGUUGGCAGAUGUGAAGUCGCUGCCUAGCGUGAGAGAGUUGGUGAGACUACGACCCAGAGAAGGAGAUCAUCACCUGGCUCUCACACACUGGAUUCUCUCUUCAAAGAGCUUUGCUGUGAAGACACUACAGAAAGAAGAGUAUGCCAAACUUUGUAACCUGACGGAGAAUGAAGGGAUUUCUACGCCCGUGCCAGACUUCCUGUUUGAGCUGGAAUAUUGUGAUCAGUUGAACGCCAGAUUUGAGAAGACGAGGGCAGACAGAGACGUCUUCUAUGCAUUCCACGGGAGCCGCCUGGAGAACUUUCACUCUAUCAUUCACAAUGGCCUGCACUGUCACCUCAACAAGAACUCAGUGUUUGGAGAGGGGACCUACCUCACCAGUGACCUCAGCAUGGCUGUCCUCUACAGUCCGCACAGCAGCGGCUGGCGAGAAAGCCUCCUGGGUCCACUGCUCAGCUGUGUUGCCUUGUGCGAAGUCAUCGAUCACCCAGAUGUUAAGUGCCAGGUGAAAAAAAAAGAUUCUGAAAUCAUUGACCAACAGCGCUCAAGAGCAAAGAACAGUGAAGGAGGGGAUGUACCGCAGAAGUACUUUGUAGUUACCAACAAUCAGCUUUUGCGCGUCAAGUACCUGCUUGUUUACUCUCAGAGGAGGCACCUGUCCAGACAUUCCCGCAGCACCUCGUGGCUCCUCAGACACCAUUUUGCCAUCAUGAUGAGUCUCUACCUUCUGCUGCUCAUAUUUAUCGGUGCCUUUAACUCCACCGCCUUCGUAUCCUUUUGGAAUCGACUGUUCAGGUGACAAGACAGCAGGACAGACGGCCUGGAUGUUUAUUAUCACAGUGCCUUCCUGAUCAGAGACUGACUGGAGGCCACUUUUAUGCACCUUUAAAUACUGUUUUCUCUCUACAAUCAUUCUGUUCUUUAUCUGUACCAGUAACUAUAACUACUGUUAUCACAAGAUAAUAUCUUCUCAAAUGCAGCUUUUGGGAUCUUGUUAUGUACUGGUUUUGUUUAAAUGAGUGCUAAGACCAUUCUGCAUUUAAAAAAUGUUAUGCAAUGUUUCAUCUAUAAUUUGUAUGUUAUAUUAAACAUUGUUUUGUAGAUCAGUGUUGAGAUGCAGUUUUUGGUUAUGUCGAGGUUAGGGUUGCAACAGUAUGAAAUUUUAAUUUUAUGAUAAUCAUCUCAGAAAAUAUUUCAGUAAUACACUAUUAUUAUUUAUCACUUGUCCCCUACAAGAAUGAAAACAAAAGUUAUGUUUGGUAUUUUGGAUGAAGAAAAUGCUUACUUGAAUUUCACACAAUAUUAUGUUUGAUUAUCUAUAUUACAAAAUAUAAUGUAAUGCAGAUAACCAAAUGUACAUGUUAUGUUAACCAAUCAAUUUUCAUACCACACUAUACUGUUGCAACCCUUGUCUAGGUACUGAGGACUUUCUUGCACAUUUAACUCAUCAUAUUCACUGAUGACAAUGUUCUAAUUGAAACGCUUACGCUUUAAUGUAUGACUAUCACUCAGUUUUUAGAAAAUAAAUGGGAGGGGGCUUUCUAUAACACAUGCUUUUCUGUCAGCUAACUUUAACAUAUUGACUGUAACAAUUAUAUUCAUGAGGGAAAAAUAUGUGGGGUGGCCAUAUUUGUUUUGCUGAGAUAUUGUAAUUAUUCAUGAUGAUUAUAUAAUGGUUUAUAGAGAUUGACAACCUUGUUCAUAAUAAUUUUGGAUAUAUUUUUCUAUGAAGUCACAUGUGAAAUUUGUGAAUGUAAUGUUUUCACAUGUGGAAACAUGAAAUAACAUUUGCUUCAGUUCUCCAUUUUCACAUGUGAACUAAAAUUUUAACAUGUGAAAAGAAACUAAUGUCAAGUGAACAGGACAUUUUCACAAAUUUCACAGAUUGACUUUAUUCACACAUGAAUGACUUUUUAUUUUUAAUAUGUGAAUACAUUUAUUCCUGUGUGGUUGACAUUUACACAUGUGGAUCAGAAUUUUUCUAAAUGUGGAAACAAAACACAUAAUGACACGUAAUUUUUCUUCUCCUCAUGUGAAUUCCACAUUUGAACAAGAGAUCACAUGUGAACUAAAAUCUUACCAUGUGAAAAUGUAAUAACGUCAUGUGUUAACUGGACAUUUUCACAAGUGAUUGACUUUUUUGAGAAUGGAACGAAUGAUUUGCAGACAUUCAUAUAUAGCUUUUUCACAUUUGGACUAAAAUGUGGAAACAAGACAUGGCACAUAAAAUGUGGUCAUUUAAUUUGCCUCUUAACAUUUGAAUUCUUCAUUUUCACUUGAUCUGCUAUUUCCACUUGUGAAAGGAAACUUGACAUGUGAACUAUUAUUAUACAUGUCUUUUUCACAUGAAAUUAAGUGUAAUUUGCUUCUUUUCAUGUGACUUCCACGUUUUAACAUAUGGUUUGCAGUUUUCACCUGUGAAUUUAAACAUGAAAAUAAUGUCACAUGUGAUCUGCUGUUUUCACAUGUGAAAUGAAAAUGUUGUAUGUGAACUGGACAUUUUCACAAGUAAUUGGCUAUUUCCACCUAAGAAAUUUACAUUUCACACGUGACGUAUAAAUGUUCAUUCACGAUUGUUUUGUUUUUUUCACAUGUGGAUUAGAUUAUUUCCAGGUGUGGAACCAAAACAUGGAACAUUAAAUCAAGUAAUUUGCUUUGUCACAUGGAAAUUCCACAUUUUCACAAGCGGUCUGCUAUUUUCACUUAAACACAUGACAGGUAAAUAAUGGACCACAACUGGACAAGUUCACAUGACAUCAGCUUUUUUCAGACUACAUGACGUUUUUGUAACAUGUGAUUGAAUACAUUAGUACACGUUUGUAUUUUACACAUGUGGAUUAGAAUUUCGAUGUGAAAUGACACAUAAUAUGCUUUUUUUUCCACAUGUGAAAAAUAAAUAAGACAACAUUUCAAUAUGUAAGUAACAUACAUUCAUUUAUUUGUGAUUGGCUUUUUUUUCACAUGUGGAUCAGAGCUUCCACAUGUUGAAAUAAAGGACGUCAGCUGUUUUAUCCUCUUAAAGACAACAGGUUUAUAACAUUUGUUACAAUUUUUGACAAAUAAAGAUAUACCUUUGAUUUAAA